CGCGUUCGACUCUCUGCUGCUCCUGACUCUCUCCAGGAUAGUGCCGGGCGGAGAGAAAUUCAGGCCGAGCAAGUCGAACGAGGAACUCAGCUGAUGCAACCUAGUUCGACUCGCCUGACAGUCCCCUGCACGCGGCGGCGAGAACUGAGGAAGGGACACAGGUGCUGGGCUGAGCGAGGGGAAGCAGGGGUUGCGGAGCCAUGGGGGACACUCCCAGUCCUGAAGAGAAGCUGCACCUUAUCACCCGGAACCUACAGGAGGUUCUGGGGGAAGAGAAGCUGAAGGAGAUAUUGAAGGAGCGGGAACUUAAAAUUUACUGGGGAACAGCAACAACAGGCAAGCCACAUGUGGCUUACUUCGUGCCCAUGUCGAAGAUUGCAGACUUCUUAAAGGCUGGAUGUGAGGUGACAAUUCUGUUCGCGGAUCUUCACGCAUACCUGGAUAACAUGAAAGCCCCAUGGGAACUUUUAGAACUCCGAGCCAGUUACUAUGAGAAUGUGAUCAAAGCAAUGCUGGAGAGCAUUGGUGUGCCCUUGGAGAAGCUCAAGUUUGUCAAAGGCACUGAUUACCAGCUCAGCAAAGAGUACACACUCGAUGUGUACAGACUUUCCUCUGUGGUCACACAACAUGAUGCCAAGAAAGCCGGAGCUGAGGUUGUAAAGCAGGUGGAGCACCCUUUGCUGAGUGGCCUAUUGUACCCUGGACUACAGGCUUUGGAUGAAGAAUAUUUAAAAGUAGAUGCCCAAUUUGGAGGCGUUGAUCAGAGAAAGAUUUUCACCUUUGCAGAGAAGUACCUCCCUGGACUUGGCUACUCAAAACGGGUCCAUCUGAUGAAUCCUAUGGUUCCAGGAUUAACUGGCAGCAAAAUGAGCUCUUCAGAGGAAGACUCCAAGAUUGAUCUCCUUGAUCGGAAGGAGGAUGUGAAGAAAAAAUUGAAAAAGGCAUUCUGUGAGCCAGGAAAUGUGGAGAACAACGGAGUUCUGUCCUUCAUCAAGCAUGUCCUCUUUCCCCUCAAGUCUGAGUUUGUGAUCCUUCGAGAUGAGAAGUGGGGAGGAAAUAAAACCUACACGGCUUACAUGGACCUGGAAAAGGACUUUGCUGAUGAGGUCGUACACCCUGGAGACCUAAAGAAUUCUGUUGAAGUCGCCCUAAACAAGUUGCUGGAUCCCAUCCGGGAAAAGUUUAAUGCUCCUGCUCUAAAGAAGCUGGCCAGCGCUGCCUACCCAGAUCCUUCCAAGCAGAAGCCAGUUGCCAAAGGCCCUGCCAAGAAUUCAGAACCAGAGGAGGUCAUCCCAUCCCGGCUGGAUAUCCGUGUGGGGAAAAUCAUCAGUGUGGAGAAGCACCCAGAUGCAGACAGCCUGUAUGUGGAGAAGAUUGAUGUAGGGGAAGCUGAACCACGGACCGUCGUGAGCGGCCUCGUGCAGUUUGUGCCUAAGGAGGAACUGCAGGACAGGCUGGUGGUGGUGCUGUGCAAUCUGAAACCCCAGAAGAUGAGAGGAGUUGAGUCCCAAGGCAUGCUUCUGUGUGCUUCCAUAGAAGGGAUGAGCCGCCAGGUUGAACCUCUAGACCCUCCUGCAGGCUCUGCUCCUGGUGAGCGAGUAUUUGUGAAGGGCUAUGAGAAGGGUCAACCAGAUGAGGAGCUGAAGCCCAAGAAGAAAGUCUUUGAGAAGUUGCAGGCUGACUUCAGAAUUUCUGAGGCGUGCAUCGCACAAUGGAAGCAAACCAACUUCAUGACCAAGCUGGGGCACAUUUCCUGUAAAUCACUGAAAGGGGGGAACAUCAGCUAGCCAGCCCAGCAGCUGGCUUUUCUCACCAUCCCAAGUCAUCUGUCUUUUCGGUUUGCUCCAUCCAUCACCUGUUUGUCCAUCUCUCAGGACACUGAAACAACAGUGCAGAACUCAGUGAGGGGCAGUUCCCCUCAGAAUCUGGGAUCAUCCUGUCUGGCUGCAGUGAGAGACUGCUCCCUGGACUGGGCAGCAGCAGGCAGUCCAGUGCUGCCUUCUUCCCUUGGCUGCUGACUUGAGAAAUCUGGUUUCAAUAUAAUUCGUAGAAAACAUUGCCAGUCCUUGUAAUUGGAAAAAUAUUGGUUCCCAGGUUUUCUUGGUGUUAUCCCGCAGCUGUUGCCUCUAGCUGGGAUCUAGUACCUGGACUAGACUAAUUACAGCUUCUCCCCAACAGGAAAUUGUGGGAUUUGAAAAGGAAAAAGAAGGGAAAACAGAGAAGCUAGUGGUCUACCCAGUGGUUGGCAGCUUUCCCAAACCCUGCCUACCCUGAGGCUUGGCAUUGGACUGUGGAGACUGCCCCAGGGCUUCUGGAAUUUCUCUUAAUCCAGCUGGGUUGGGAUAUUCCCUAAGCCAGCUGUGUGUUGUUAGCAUCAGGGUGGUUAGCACAGAGGGGUUCUUUCUUCACAGAGAGUGGGUACUUCUCCAUAAGGCAUCUCAAUCAAAUCACUAGCCAUCACUAUAAUAAAUUCAAAUAAAAUGUCUGAACAAGGG
Messenger RNA from Nycticebus coucang (slow loris), 2495 nucleotides. RefSeq names its product tyrosyl-tRNA synthetase 1 (gene YARS1). The transcript has 13 exons. Gene Ontology annotation, biological process: tyrosyl-tRNA aminoacylation. Gene Ontology annotation, molecular function: tyrosine-tRNA ligase activity; tRNA binding; ATP binding. The record is from RefSeq and is a predicted model, not a curated record. NCBI's taxonomy places the organism in Eukaryota, Metazoa, Chordata, Mammalia, Primates, Lorisidae. The coding region runs from base 201 to 1787 and encodes 528 amino acids.